Plasmodium malariae is the source of this 837-nucleotide messenger RNA. Its product is annotated as zinc finger, RAN binding protein, putative. Gene Ontology annotation, biological process: RNA processing. The transcript is spliced from 5 exons. The record is from RefSeq and is a predicted model, not a curated record. Bases 1 to 837 code for a protein of 278 amino acids. NCBI's taxonomy places the organism in Eukaryota, Apicomplexa, Aconoidasida, Haemosporida, Plasmodiidae.
AUGGAAAAUCACAAACAUAUAGACAAGAUGCAAACGGGAGAUUGGACAUGCUCAGAUGAAAACUGUCGAAAUGUUAACUUUUCGAAAAGAACGCACUGUAAUCGAUGUAAUAGAGUUAGGCCGAAAUGUUCAAUAAAAAAAAAUUUCAAGCAGGUAUUUUUUAAGUCCAAUGACUGGAAAUGUGAUGACUGCGGCAAUAUAAAUUGGGCUAAGAGAGAAAAAUGUAAUAUAUGUGGUAAAAGUAGAUUUACAAAAAAAUUAAGCGAAUUUAAAAGUAAUAAAGAAGUAAGAACAGGAAAAGGAGGAGGGCAUUAUGAUAUUCAAGGAAGUAAUGAAAAAAGAGUUCAUGACUCUGAGGAUGAAGAAUAUGACGAAUUCGGCAGGAAAAAAAAAAGAAAAAUUAUCGAGAAUGGAGAUAAAAAUGCAAAUAUCAAUUUUGAAGAAAGUGAUGUAAGACACAGUAGUUAUCAUAUCAAUAAUAAAGACAACACUAUAUAUAAAAAUAUUACAUACAAAAACAAGCAUUUUGAAAACCCACGAUCUAGAAGUGUUUCGUCAAAUUGUGUCAAAAGAAGUAAUGGAGUAGGGGAUAGUAAAAAGUACUAUGACAGAAAAGCUGAUUAUGAAAAAAAAGGAGAUAGAAGCUAUAACAGUGGGGAUAGAUAUGAUGGCGGAAAACACAGUGAAGGCAGGUACAAUGAUGGCAGAUAUAUUGACGGCAAACGCAGUGAUAGCAGGUACAAUGAAAGGAGGAAUCAGGACAGAGCCGAUUUCUACGAAAACAGAAGUAACGAAAGGCGAGGUGAUUACGAUAGAAAAAAGUAUAGAAAGGAUUAA